Messenger RNA from Eimeria mitis, 297 nucleotides. RefSeq lists its product as uncharacterized. Bases 1 to 297 code for a protein of 98 amino acids. Gene Ontology annotation, molecular function: aminoacyl-tRNA deacylase activity. Lineage: Eukaryota; Apicomplexa; Conoidasida; Eucoccidiorida; Eimeriidae. The record is from RefSeq and is a predicted model, not a curated record. The transcript has 3 exons.
AUGACGAAGCUGGGGGUUCAGAAGCUGCGGCUGGCUGACGAGAAGAUACUCGAGGCCACGCUCAACGUCUUGCCGGGCUGUGUUACCCCCCUGGCUAUGCUCAACGAUGAAAAGAAGGAAGUGACAUUUCUGCUGGACGCGAAGCUGAAGGACGGAGAGGAGCCGGUGCUGGUGCACCCGCUGCACAACUUUGAGUCUAUUGCCCUCGCACCCAGGGACCUCGUCUCCUUUCUUAUAGCAAAAGGAGUAGCCAUACAGUUCGUUGACUGUCAAGGCCCUUUCCGAGGCUUCGCCUGA